UUGGAAGCAACCUAGCUGUGAGGCGUUCACGCGAAGCCGUGGCCUCGAACCGAAGACAGAAAAACACCGCAGAAGAUGAAAUCGCCGAAAAGGGGCCCAAAAAUAUCCCCGAGGAAACGUGUUGCUUCUAUGGCGUUGGAUUGCCGUGGUACCUUACUGAACCGACGCUGUCUUUUACCGAGAGAAACGCCGAGGCGAGGUGGGACAAUCGCGAGGAAUGAAGCAUGGAGUACGCUACGACAGCGUGAGCUGGCGGGAUAUAAAUUGCACAAGCAGGCCGCUUUACGUGCUUGAUCUAUAUUGAUCCAUUAUCUCGCUUUCUUGGUAGCACCAGCCUUGCUUUGAUGUCCAAAAUGCCCGACCAAGACUUGGUUCGCAUCGACUACGAAGGCCACUUUGCCAUCAUCACGCUCAACAAUCCAAAAAAAUUCAAUUCUCUGACACAGAGCUCUUACUACCGUCUGGCGAGUCUAAUGAGAGAAGCCGAUGCGAACAAGGAUGUCUAUGUCACUCUGUUGAUAGGUGAAGGGCCCUUUUUCUCCGCAGGAGCCGAUCUCAAGUCUAGCGCCCCUUCGAUGGACGAGAUGCUGUCCCGCCCCUAUUGGCUUCCUAAGCUGGUGAACAACAACAUGGACGUUGCAAGAGCCUUCUACAGCCACUCCAAGAUCCUAGUGACCGCGUUGAAUGGGCCGGUAAUCGGUCUCUCAGCCUCGCUUAUCGCCCAUUCCGACUUCAUCUACUCAGUGUCUGACGCAUACCUCUUGACCCCGUUCAGCUCUUUGGGCCUUGUUGCGGAGGGGGGCUCCAGUGUUGCCUUCACGCACCGAAUGGGUCCUGGAAAGGCCAACGAGGCACUGAUCCUGGGCCGAAAGAUCCCCGUCAACGAGCUUGUCCAAGUCGGUUUUGUCAACCAUGUCUUCGCGGAUAAGAACAAUUUCCGAACUCAAGUGUUGGACUAUCUGCGUCAGGCGUUCGGGCCCCAGUUGGUGGGCUCCAGUCUGCUGGGAACCAAGGCCCUGAUGCGUCGCCGGAUCGUCCGGGAGCAAGACGAAGUGGCUCCGUUGGAGACUUUCCAGGGCCUUGACCGAUUCUGCGAAGGGAUCCCACAGGAAGAGAUGGCCAAAGUCAUCGCUGGAGGCAAGAAAUCCCGCCUUUGAUUACGAGGCUAUCGGUACUGCGUUUAUUUUUACGCUGGGUCAGGGCCCCAGUACCUGAAUUGAAU
Molecule: messenger RNA, 1222 nt
Organism: Aspergillus candidus
Lineage: Eukaryota; Fungi; Ascomycota; Eurotiomycetes; Eurotiales; Aspergillaceae
Product: enoyl-CoA hydratase/isomerase family protein
Exons: 2
Coding region: 345-1157 (270 amino acids)
Biological process (GO): fatty acid beta-oxidation
Cellular component (GO): peroxisomal matrix
Source: RefSeq, a predicted model, not a curated record